Pogonomyrmex barbatus (red harvester ant) is the source of this 1741-nucleotide messenger RNA. It is a transcript of the gene Adk2, whose product is annotated as Adenosine kinase 2. Gene Ontology annotation, molecular function: adenosine kinase activity. Gene Ontology annotation, cellular component: cytosol; nucleus. The record is from RefSeq and is a predicted model, not a curated record. NCBI's taxonomy places the organism in Eukaryota, Metazoa, Arthropoda, Insecta, Hymenoptera, Formicidae. Gene Ontology annotation, biological process: purine ribonucleoside salvage; purine nucleobase metabolic process.
AUCAAAGAGAGAAUUUAGUCGAAAUAACGUAAUAUUGGAGUAAGAUUGUCUUGCACGUUUGAGAAUUCUAGCUUUGACUUAUUUCUCAUCUCAAUCUGUUUCUCGAGUCGUGUGACGACACAGACGGAACUUAUCGUGUUAUCUUGUUUCGCAUGUCAUUAGGUCUCUUCUCGACGGCACGUUACGUUUCGCUUCUCCGAAACGUGAACGUAAGAGAUAAUCCUCGCAUCCGGGUACGAGGCGCAAUAAGGAAUACCGGUGAAACGCGAUUAUUCCAUUCAAACGGACGUGUCGGGAAGCGAUUUACAUACAUUAUAUCAAAAUAGUUCUCAAUGGAGAUAUUUAGCGCGACGAAUUAGCAUAGAUCGCUUAUGUGCGUUAAUCUCGUUACGCAAUUCUUAGAUAACGCUUCCGUCCUUCCCUCCUCCGCUGUCAUCGUGAUGACACAGCGAUAAUGAUAUUCCAAAGCGAGAGAUGGGUUUUUUUUAUGUCGGUUCCGCGCGGUCGACUCGAGACUAUUAGAUCGCUUUCGUUUCCACGCGCAAGAAGCGAGAAGGGCGUCGGUGGCGCGCUUCGCAAUCGCAUCGUGUUCGGACCAUCCUUGGCGAAUCUGAUUCAAGGAACACGGACAAAUGGCCGAGGACUUACGGGAAGGACUGCUACUGGGCAUGGGAAAUCCUCUACUCGACAUUUCGGCGAAUGUAGAUCGUGAAUUUUUAAAUAAAUACGACCUAAAAUCCAACAAUGCCGUCCUCGCCGAAGAAAAGCACAAGCCUUUAUACGAGGAAUUAAUUAAUCUAUAUAAUGCAGACUUUAUUGCGGGUGGAUCUGUACAGAAUACCAUGAGAGUAGCUCAGUGGUUUCUGCAGAAGCCAAAAGUCGCCACUUACAUGGGCUGCGUCGGUAGAGACAAAUAUUCCAAAAUUCUGGAGGACAAAGCGACUAUGGAUGGUUUAAAUGUUCGCUAUCAAUGUACAGAUCAAGAGCCAACCGGGACGUGCGCAGUGCUUAUUACGGGAAAGAAUCGCUCCUUGUGCGCUAAUUUGGCAGCGGCGAACUACUUCUUACCAUCGCACAUUGAGAAGCCAGAAAACAAGCACCUGAUAGAUAUCGCGAGAUAUAUCUACAUAUCGGGAUUUUUCCUGACAGUCAGUCCAGAGUCCAUACAGACAGUAGCUAAGCACGCUUACGAGAACGACAAGAUGUUCAUGAUGAAUCUCAGCGCUCCGUUUCUAUGCGAGUUCUUCCAAACGCCGAUGUUGGCCGCGUUGCCUUACGUGGACAUUCUAUUUGGGAACGAGACGGAAGCGGACACAUUUGCGAAGGUCAAUAAUCUUAACACGACGGACAGAAAACAGAUCGCGCUGAAGAUAUCAGAAAUGGAGAAGAUCAACGACAAAAGAAAAAGAAUCGUCGUGAUAACGCAAGGUGCUGAAGCGGUUCUUUUAACCAAGAAUGGAACAGUGACGGAGUAUCCCGUCACAAAACUGCCAGAGGAGAAAGUCAUAGAUACCAAUGGUGCCGGGGAUGCUUUUGUUGGAGGCUUUCUCGCACAACUCAUACAAGGUAAAAGCAUAGACACGUGCGUAAAAUGCGGCAUUUGGGCGGCGACGCAAAUCAUACAAAGAUCCGGAUGUACUUACGAGGGAAAGCCCGAUUUUCAAUUGUGAUCAAUGCCAAUGCAGUAGCAGUUAUAAAUCGUGUACUUAAUAAACACCUCAAUGAUUUUUUUUACUUUAAA